This is a messenger RNA of Stegodyphus dumicola, 25613 nucleotides long. RefSeq lists its product as uncharacterized. NCBI's taxonomy places the organism in Eukaryota, Metazoa, Arthropoda, Arachnida, Araneae, Eresidae. The record is from RefSeq and is a predicted model, not a curated record. Gene Ontology annotation, molecular function: K63-linked polyubiquitin modification-dependent protein binding; K48-linked polyubiquitin modification-dependent protein binding; linear polyubiquitin binding. Gene Ontology annotation, biological process: protein linear polyubiquitination. Gene Ontology annotation, cellular component: LUBAC complex.
GACCAAGUUUAUCUCUUGUACAUAUUGUGGCCAUUCUGUGCCAGUUUAUAUAGUUUAGUGGCAGUGCCACUGUUCCUAAUGCUGUAGAGAAUGAAAUCUAGUAAAAAUUCAUCAAGUUCAUUUUAUUCUAUAUUUUUUGGAUUUUAUCCGUGAUAUUAGUUCAUUGCUCCUUUGGAGGUGAUAAUUUUGGCAGUGGCACUGCCACUGACCUUUUUGUAUUUGAUCGAAGCCGAACUAAGUUUCAGAUAUGGAAGAAAAGGAAAAUGACACAGGACCAAUUCCCAAAGGUGGUGAUUCCCCAAGUUCUGCUGCUAAAUCAUGUGCUUUAUGUGGUUGUUCGACUCCUGCUGUUCGAUGUGAUCGAUGUAGUAGUCAAAUUUUCUGUCUUUCUUGCGAUGAUGUGUAUCAUCGGCACCCAAAGAGAAGAUUACAUUUACGCAAAGCAGUUGACAGUAUAUGGAACUCCUCUAGAUCUCCAAGGCUUCGGAGACGAACUGAUCUACCAGGUGAUCCCUCAAAAAUACCCAUUCCUCCACCAAGAACUAAGAAACGAGAAAGGCACACUGUUGGUGGUAGAAUGUUUUUCAAUUCCAACCUUGAGCUUGGAUCUUUUGCUCAUAGUAAGAUGUUUGAUUUAAAGAGCUUUUCUCCUGUGAUGAAAGAAUUCACUGGUGGUCACAAGUCACCUAGUACUUUGGAACCAAAUUAUGAAAAUGAUGCUAACAUUCAAGCCAUGAGAAACAGUACUGUGUCAGGGAGAAAUGAGAUAUAUGAAAAUGAUAAUAUAGCAAAUAAUCAAGAUAAAAUUAUUGAUAACUCAUCAGACAUGGAAAGAAGCCCAUGGAAUGUUUCACGCCCAAAUAUUUCUUCUCCUAUACAAGUUUCAAUUCCAUCAAGUUCACCAGAUAUGAUGACAAAUGGACAAUCAUUUGGAUUUCCUGGCAAACCUCAAAGCCACAGUGUUGCUGAUCUUCCUGGGGCUGCUUCAAAUCAAGUUGGUCCUCAUCCUUAUAAUUUCCCCCAUAAUUAUCCUUAUAUGCAUCCACCAAUACAUCCCCCAUAUUCACAUUCAAUGGCUCAUUUGAAUUGUGCUCAGUGUUUAUCAUCAUCUUGGUCAAAUUUAAUGAGUCCCCAUCCUUCACCUUAUUUCCAUCCUAUGCCAUGGGGAUCAGCACAAUCAACUCUAACCCGUGGCCAUCCUACAACAGGUCCACAUGGUCACAUAAAGCACAGUCAUGGAGAUCUUGCAUCAUAUACAGAUUCUAAUUUUCACUAUCCCUAUCCUGGUAGUGCAUUUUAUCCUAAUAUUCCACCAGCCGUUGACCCAAAUUUCAUCAAAGAUUUGCAUCAGCAAGCAGAAAUGCAGAGAGUGAGGAAAAGUUCUACCAAUUCUAGACAAGAACAAAGCAAUGAAGAAGUAAAUACAGUUUCAGAACAUGCCACUGAUGAAAACAAGAUGGUUGAUGGCUCGGUAACCGAAACAGCUUCUCAACAGAAUACUGCAGAAGUUCAAGCAGAAGAUGCUGAGCCUAAAGUUCCUGAAAAGCCAACAAAACCAUGGUCAUGUGUGCACUGUACAUUCAUAAAUCCUCCAGGUAUCUACAUUUGUCAAGUGUGUUGCAAAACCAGUUAUGGAACAAAAUCUUCAGAAUCACAAGAAAUAAGUGAAAUUUCACCAGUGGACAAUAGAGACAGUGAAUCUCCAAUGCAACUAGUUAACAGGGAUGCUGAAGCGUCAUCUGAAUUUUCUGAACAUAGAGAAGCUCAAAAGUUCCUUUCUUGCUCUAAUUUCCUUGAGGAAAGAAAUGUAGAAGUUUUGAAGAGAGGCUGUUUUGAUAUUCAGGUUGUAGAAGAUUCUGGUUGUGUUGCAGAUAGCAUAGAAAUUUCCCAGGCAAAUGCAGAAGUUUCUGAAGAUAACCUGCAAGUAUCAGAUGAAAUUUCAAUUAAAAAUAUUGAUGCUAUUUUGAAAUUAACAACUGAAACUCAAACGUUUACAACUACAAAAUCCACUGAUGUUCAAACACAGAACUUGUUAUGUAAAUCUAUUGCUUCAUCCACAGAUUCAAUAUUUCCAAAACAAGAAAUAUCUGUCCAGACAGAAAUUGAAGCAGAUGUUCAGAUUUGUUCUGUAGGUACAGAUCCUAUGAUUAGCUCUCAGUCAAUGGAAUCAUUGUUAUCAGGUGUUUCAGCACCUCCUUAUCAUAAUCGCAGAGCAGGCUGGGGCAGAGGAGCCACCAGUUUCAGUACUCAGUCAUUAUAUGAAAGAGGGAGGAGUCGAAGUCCUGUACCUAGAUCAAUUUCCAUGUAUAAUGAAACCCAUGGUUAUUUGCGAGACUCAAGCUUACCUCCUGAUGAUACAGCCCAUAGCUGGAGCCAACCAUGGUUGAUGUCAGAUCCUAUGUUUUACAAGCCACAUCUCCAAGGACUUGGACAGACUUUCAUGAGAGAAGAUUAUUUUGAUGGUACUUGGGGCUCUAUGGAUAAACUCAAUAGAAGAGUUAAAAGCAAACAGGAGAAAAGCAAAUUUGACUUAAAUCGAAAGAAAACUCUUCAUAGGAGUUUAGAUGAUCUUAAAGGUGAGAAAAAACCAGAAAUGCUUCAUUCUCAAGAACUUAUUUUCCUGCAAACUGUUAAGGAAGCUGAACGAUGUGGAUUUAGCCUUGAAGAUCUGCAUGUUGCAUACUUGCAUUGCGGAAGAGAAAAUCCUGUUAUUUGGCUUGAAGAUAAUUGGUCUUCUAUGAUAAAAAAUGUCAUUGCUCUAGCUGCCAAGUAUGGUGAGGAUAAUGAGGAAAAUGAUGUUGGUGUUGUCACAGCUUCUGAAGCCAAAGAAGCUCUGCGCAUCCAUAGGGGUGAUAUAUGGGAUGCUGUUACAGAAUGUAUCGAGAAGAGGCAAAGAAAAAUUUUGGAGCUUACUGUCAGGGGAAAUUUUACCCAAAAGCAGAUUGCUGAUGCUUUGAAAAAUAAUGAAGGGAAUGUUGAACUUGCUUACGCAGAUUUAGUUCGAGCAGCUGGUAGAAGGCACAAGUUUAUUUUGAGUCCUGGACUUAGUGAAGACAGUGAAGACUUGAACUUAUAUAAUGUAGCUGAUGAUGUAAGUCUGGAACAUAAUGUUGCAGUUUCUCCUGUAAAAACUGGCAGACUAGAUAUACCUGGAGAAUCCAGGAUGGAGAAGAAGAAAUCAGAUUUUCUUUCGAAAUUGUCAGCUAUUAGAAAAGCUCAAAGUGAAAGAAGAAAAGCUAGGGAAGAAAAGGAACUGAUUCGUGAAAGUAUCGUUCAAGAAUAUCCUAUUUCUUUAGUAAGUGAAACUUCAGGCUUAAAAACAGAUGAAGAGAAAUCUGUAAAGUCAUCAACUGAAAAUCUUAAGCUGUCUCACCAAGAAUCUACUGAAGAUACUACUUCUAAUCUUACCAGUAAAGAUCACGUUGAAACUAAGGAAGUUCAGCUAGACAGACAAAUGGAUAAUGUUUCUGAACCUGAGAAGAAAGUUGGAAAUGAUGAUAAUAUUCCUGUAGAUUAUGAUGCAAACUGGGUUGAUUCACAAGGUGAGUGGAUAGAAGAGUAUUCUGAUGAACAGUGGGAUGAGGAAGGAGACAGUCAGUGGAUUACACUUCAAAAGAAAUAUGAUAAGAUGGAAAAAGAGUUUGAAGCAGAAGCAAUGCAGAUGGCCGCUUUGUGGGAGAAAGAAGAAUUGGAAGAUGACGUUUUUGAAGAUGAUUCUAAAGAAAUUUUACCUUUAACUGAAGCUGAAAAACUGCAAGCGGAAACUGAUGAAAAAUUUGAAAAAUGGGUAAAGAUUAAUCUUGAGAAAAGUUUAUCUGAACCUGAGGAGGAUCAGGUUAGUGAAAAAAUGACAGAUGAAAAGAUCUUAACUGAAACAAGUUUUUCAAAGAGUGUUGAGCUUGAUGAACCUCCAAGAGCUGGUUCAACUCUUCAGCACUAUCGUACCGAGUUUGAUUUAAGUAAUCCAGAACCUGAUUGGGUUGACCUUCAGACUAAUUUGGAGGCUGACUUACAAAUGAGCAAUGCAGUUCUUGAAAGUGAAUUCAAAAUUAAUAUAAGUGAGGAAAAACUGCCAUUUACUGAUAUAAAAUCUGAUGAUGAAAUAUUAACAAAAAGAUGUAGUGACAUUGGAUUAGAUGUUUCACCUCAUAUGAGUGAAAAUAGUGAUGGUGAAUGGGAGAAGGUCGAUUUUGAUGGGCAGGUAUCUGAACUGAUUGAGCAGACUACAAUCAGUGUUCUUGAGCAAGGCAUGAAGAAAGUAAAAAUUGAGCAAGAAACUCCCGAGGAAGAUAUUUUAAAAGAUAUAAGCAUAGAGCAGUCUUCUGUAAAAUAUAUCAAUAGGAAAGAUGAAGAUAUUUUAAUUGAUUUUAACCAGAGGGAUUUGAGUUCUGAUAAUAUUCUUCCUGAAACAAGUGAGAUUAAUGAUAAUAUAUCUGCUGCUAAUGAAUCAACAAAAGUAUCAGAUUUGCCAGUAGCUUCAGUGGGUCAUAUAGAUGUUGCUGAGAGUAAAAAUCAGCAGCUUACCCAUGAUAUUGUUGAAAAACCUAGUUCUCAGAAAUCUGAACAACCAAAACCACCUGUUAGAAGAAAAUCAAAAGUAAAUGCUGCUACUAUUGAACAAGCUUUGAAAAGUCAGCCAAUAAAUGAUAAUGAAUUAAAAUCAGUAGCUGAUAUACCACCUGCUCUUCCUGUUAAAACUAAGAACAAAGAGAUAGUAGUAAGUGAUCUUUAUGCUGUGCCAGAAAAGCUUAAAGCUAAAGUAGAAGAAGAAAAUCAAAAUUUCAGCAUUGAAUGUAUAAGUAAAGAAGCUGAACAAAAAGGUAUUGUAUGUGCAGAAGAAUCAAAGGAAACUCUUAUUCUUCCUGCACCUCAGAAACCACCAAGACUCAGUAUGAUUCCCUCUCUUCCAUUUGAAACUAAUGAAAAUGAAGCUGAUGGCAAAUUGUCUGUGAAUAUGGUAGCAUCCAAAGAUGGAUCUCCAUUGACUUCAGUAUCUAAUGAAUCUGAUUCAAACUUCUUUGCUGAUUCUGAAUCUGAUGAAGAAAUCAAAGCUGUAAGGCAGAAAAUUCAUAAGAAAUCAUCUAAGUAUGAAAAUGAUUUUGAAUUCCUUGAAGAAAGUUACCCAGUUACUAAAUUGCAAAAAUCACGUUCUUUAGAUCAAACUACUUCCACUGCUGCUAAGGAAUUACUUCAUAGUCCAAAAGCAGAUGUAUUCUCUGGUGAAGCAGAAUGCAUCAUUAAAUAUCCUGAAUUCAAUCCUGAAUUACCUAUACCUGUAGGAACUCGAGGCUCUCGUAUUGUUGAGCUUGACGAAGUUGUGUCACCUAAAGCAUUUAGAGAGGAUACUACUAGACCUUUACAGUUAUUUAGAUCUAGUAGUAAAGAAGCACCAACAAAUGAAGCAAAUAUAUCUACUCAGAAACUUGAUUCUGAACUUAUAAAUGCUAAAGAUAGCAUGAACAUGGUCUCUGAUAAAUUUCCUAACCAUUCCUCUUUACUUUCAGGGCAAAGUCAAGAGACUGAGCUUGAUUACCCACAAGUACAUCCAGAAACUUAUGCACCAUUUGAAAGAAGUAACAAUGAAACAAUACCUGAUAACAAUGAAACAAUAUCCAAAACUGAAGGUUCUACUGUCAGACCACAGAUAAGUGAAUAUUCAUCUGAAAGAGGUGAUUAUCAUAUUGCCCAUUUGCUUCAGCAUAUCGAACAUCAGGGCCAUGAGGAAGAGUUAAUAGAUGCUGCAAAACUUCAGACUGAAGAAAAUGUUCAAAUUGUAAAGGAUGAUAGAGAUAAGAUUGAUACUUCUCAGUCUAUUGAUUUUGUACAAAAUUAUAUACAUCCUUCUAUUAAAGAGGAAGAAGAGGAAAUGGCUUUUACCGAAAUGGAAGGGAUGUCAGCAGCUGUUGAUUAUUUCUUUGGUCGCUAUAAUGAAGUUACUAUCACGAGGCCGAAGAAAAAGACAGCUGUUAAAACCAUCAAAUCGACUGUUAAAGCUAUGUCUUCUAGUGAUAUAAGUGUUGCUCCUACUCCAAAAGUUUCACCUCAGUUAGAUCAGAGUUCUACAACAACAGUAAAAAGUCCAGAUUCUAAAAGUGAUACUUCUGUUCCAGAGUCACAAAGUUUCCAAGAAGUAACCACUGUGACAGAGAAAAAACAGCCAAGUCCUCAGGAUAUUUCUCAACCAAAGGAACCUACCACAGCAGAAUAUUUACCAUUUGCUGAAGACUACUUUUUUGGAUCUUACAAUGAAGUAGUCAUUCCAAAAAAAAGUAAGAAGAAAGGGAGCAUUGUAUCUUCUAAACCUAAAGCUACUCCAAGUUCUGCAUUGGGGAGACCUGGCAGUUUUCAAACUGUAACGACUUCUCAGAUUUCUACUGUUCCACCUAUGCCAACAAUUGCUCCUGAUACAUCAGUUUCAGAAGAUAUUUUUGAGCCUGCACAAGAAGUAUUAUUUACUAGUAGCAACCAAAGUUCUUCUGUGCCUUUAAAUAUGUCUGAUGUUGGUCAGUUUUCAACAUGUGAUAGUACUCAUGAUGAUGAUGAAUUUAUUCUUGCUCAGAGUACUCUUCAUCUUGAUGAUAUAGGAAAGGAUAAAGUGGAUUCCUCUUCUAGUGAUAAAAAAAGUAGCAAAAUUAAGACUGUUCAUUUUGAGGAAACCCAACCUCCUGUUGUUCCCCCUCCAAGGAAGAAUAGGCCCCAUUGUCAAUUGCAAUCUCAACAAAACUCUGAUCUUCCAACUUCUCUGUCUUCUGCUGAUGAAUAUUUAUUUGGAAAGUAUGAUUUGGCUUCUCAUUCAAAGCCCAUGGAUAAAAAAAAACUUCCAUCCCAUACUAAGGACUUCGAAAUGAAACAAGAUUGUGAACCUUCUCAUUUAUCCUCUGAUUCCUUACCAUAUCCUGAUGGAGAGAGCAUGAGUAUUGUGUCCUCUGAGAUUAGAGAUCAGACAUCGGUUGAAUUAUUAAAAUUAAAAGAAAAUACUUUAAAACAUGAUAAUUUGAACAUAAGUGAUAAAAAUUUGCAAUUAAAUGAGUCACAUUUUUCACCAUAUGAUGAUAUUCAACAUGAUUCUUUAAGUAAUAAUCUAACUGAGAUUUCUAGGAAGCAGAAAUUUAACAAUGUUACUGCAACUGAAGAGAAUAUUUAUACUGAAGAUAUGUUUUCAACAUGCACUUCUGAUAUAGAAAGUAAACCUGAUAUCACUUUAAAUGAGAAUUUCCGUUAUGAAAAAACUGGAGAAAUUCUUGAAUCUUUUGAAGAAGAAUCAUCACCUGGUGUUUCAUUUAUCCCUGGAACUGAUCUGCAAGGCAAAAGUGAUGAUAAUUUUGAAGCUGAAAGCAAGACAGACAAUUUAACUAGUGAAAUUACUGAAAUUCAGGAAGCUAUCGAAAAACAAAUAAUUUCAGAUAUAUGCCCAGGAUUAACUUGUGCAUAUGAUGAUUUGGAUACUUCACAUGGUUUUGGAUUAAAUAACGAAGAAAAGUCAUCAUGUAAAGUAACUGAGAGAGCUCCUUUGCAUCUAAGGACAGAAGUCCUUUCUGAAUAUGCUCCAGAAGAAAAAGUAAAAGACCUUUCUGAUGUGGUUUCGUAUAGUGUCAAUCAGCCCAGUCAAAGUUCUGAACUACAGUCAAUGAUGAUUGAAAAUGAACCCACAGUAUUUGAUGAAAGAGAUAAUUAUCCAUUGCCACUUCUCUUUGAUGAGCAUUGUAAUGAAGAGGAAAAGUUUGAAUUUAUAAUGCAUCCUGAAAGAAUACCUAAUGUUCGUUCUACUUGUUUUGAAACAAAUAUUGAUGAUUUAAUGAAUAAUGGAAUAAAAAAUAAUAAACUGAAGAACAACAAAGAGCCAUUUGAUUGCAGCGAACAAGAAUGGAAGCUUAAUGAGGAAAGAAAGAAUUCUUUAAAUGCUAGUUUUAUUGAAAAUAACACUCAAGCUUCUAAUCAGACUACAGAAAAUAUCUCCAAUAAGAAAAAGUCUUUUUUUAUGGGUUGUGCUGAAACUGAAAAUACUAAUACUGUUAUUUAUGACCAGCUAAAAGAAGUAGAUCAGUCAUCUGAUGAGAUGGCAUUAGAAAGUAAAGAAAUAUAUAGCGCUGACCACAUUUCUGAUCUAGAAGGAGUGCAGUUAACACAUAUAGGAAGAAGUGAAAAUGAAACAUCAAUUGGAAAAGUGGGUAAUACUGAAUCUAUUUUUGAACAAUCAGAAGAACCUAUCCAAUUAUAUAAUAGUGAAUUAAUAGAAGGCAACAAGUUAUUUAAGGCAGAUAAUGAAUUUCUAGCAACUGCAAGUACUAGAAAUACUUUAUAUGAAACUUCUUUCUCUGUAAUUUCCAGUGAGGCUGACCUUUGUACUAAAGUUUCACAUGAUGAUGAUGCAUCGUCUAAACAAAGUAAAGAAAUAGACUUAAAAUUUAAUGAUAAACUAUCAGAUGCAAGUAAUGCAUUAAUUGAAAAACAAAAGCAAAAUGUUACUGACAUUUCAAAUGAAGAUGUUGUUAAUGAUGAGAAUUUUAAUAUUACAGAUUCAAAUGCAAAUAUUAUUGAUUUACCAACUACUACUGUCCAGCCAUCAUUGGAAUCAUGUGCAUGGUUUGUUCAAAAUGACAAUUCUGUAGAUGUCAGAGAUGCAGGAAAUGGUCAAAUUUAUAUCCCAAAAGAAUGCACUGAAGAAUCUUUUGAUUUAUCAGAUGAUAAUUUGAUAAUAUCAACUGAUUCUUCUGUUUCUACUCAAAUUGCUGUUUCAUCUGAUGUACAUAUUAAAGAUCUAGAGGAUGAAAUCAGUUCUCAGUCUGACAUUCAAAAUCUGACUAGUGUUGAUGCAAAUCUACCACAGAAUAUUUCACAGGAAAGUGUAACUUUUCCACAGGCAAAUCAAAUUUCUAAAAUUUUCCCUGAACAAUUCCAAGCUAAUGAAUUACAAUUUAAGGGGGAUGGAAAUUAUUCUGAUAUUUUGACUCAGUCCAUAGUUGAAGCCGAGGCAAAUGCAGCGAAUUUUGUUUUUGAAAGUAAAGAAGCUUCUAAUACAGAUAUAAAAUUUUCACAUGAAAAUUUAACAGAACACUCUGAAUUAGAUACUCCCAGUUGUUUACCAAAUGUACCUCUCAGCUUUUCGGAGACAGAAACAAAUGACUUUGUAAUUACAUCAGAUGAAGAUGUUCAAUAUAAAAUUGAAAAUAUAGGUCAUGUUUCCACUGAUGAGGAUAAUGAAAUAUCUUGUACAUCUUUAAUGUCCCAUUUUUAUGAAGAAUGGUUUGAAAAUGUUUAUUCCUGUAAAGAAUCUCCAAUUCAAUAUGAUAUCAAAACCUACUAUGCAGAUUACAAAGAUUCCAAGUCGUCUGGAUCAAAUUCAAGUAAUGCAAGUGAAACAGAAGAUUGCUUACCUUCAAAAGUAACUGCAGAUUCAGAAUUAUUGUCUGAUAACUAUGCAUUACCUACAGAUGAAAAUGAAACUUUUCUUAAAACUGUAGAAUUAGAAGAUGCAAUUUUUAAGCAAAAUUAUAGUUUAGAGCUUGAAUUAUCAAAUGUUAGUUAUAGCAAAGCAGAAGUAAUAAGUAAAGGAGUAAAAUCUGUCACUGAAACACAAGAAGAUAAUUCUGAUAUUGUAAAAUAUGAGGAGCCUAAAGAUAUUACAGAAGUAUAUUUUGAUCCAAUGUUUGAACCAUGUGUAAAUGUUAGUUGCCAAACAGUAACAGUAAAUGAAAACUUGGAAAGCUCUGAAUCAACCCAGGCAAAUACUGAACCAAAAAAUUCUGUUAGCAGUAAACCAUUACAUACUGAAGAUAUUGGUAUUCAGUGUGAUAUGAUUAAUAAGGAUGAUAAUCUUUCUGUUAUCAAACGGUAUUUAGAAUCAAUUCCAAGUAGUUUAUCAAUAGGAAGCCCUGCUUUUGAUAUUCCUUGUACACAAAAUGACAUCACAAAUCUUGCUGAUAUAGCAAAGAAAGACACUUGUAUAAAAGAAGUAAAAGAAAUAGAAGAUAGCAGUUGUGAAUCUUUUGAGGAUACUGAUUCUGAUAUUUUUCUGGAAUCGCAUUCAUCUGAUGAUGAAGUUACUAAAAGAAAAAGCCACUUUUUAUUUGCUGAUAUUGAUUCUGACACAGGAUUUAGUUCUGGUGCUGAUUCUUGCAAAAGAUUUAAUAUGAAGCAUAAACAGGAUGAAAGAUUACCUGUUAAUAGAGAGCUGGAGCUGAAUGCAGAUGAAAUCCAGCUAGAAAUUCCAAAAUCUGAUUUUUCAGAAAUUGUUUCAGUUCCUUACACUGAAGAUAGAGACUCUGAUAAAAAAGAAUUGUUUGCAGAUAAAAUUGAGCUAGAAAUUCCAAAAUCUUCUGAUUUUUCAGGAACUGUUUCAGUUCUUUACACUGAAGAUAAUGAUAAAAAAGAAUUGAAUACAGAUGAAAUCCAACUAAAAAUUCCAAAAUCUAAUUUUUCAGAAACUGUUCCUGAUCCUGACAUUGAUGAUAAAGACUCUGAUGAGAAAGAAUCUCCUGAAGAAUCAUUGUUUGAUUCAACGGGACUAUCUACUGAUUCCAGUAAACCUCCAUUUCUCAGCGCUAAGAGUUGCACUGAUACAAGUGAUUCAAAAGUCAAAGAAAAUAUAACUGGUACUCUUUCAUUUUCUGCAGAUAUGAUGGAAAGAAAAGAUCAUGAAUUGUUACAAAAUAAACAUGUACCUCAAACUUCUAUUUCAAAAGAAGAAACUUCACAGUUUUCUGAAUUGUCUGAUAUCUUAAAGCCAACUGAUGAAACAUACAAGUUGCUUAAAUCAUCAGAAAACUUUAAAUCAGAGGAAGAAACAUUUGAGCUUUCCAAAUCAACUGUAGCAUCUGAACAAACUGAAGAAACAUAUCAGUUUUCUAAAGAAUCUUCAGUUUCCAAAUCAACUGUUGACACAUUUUUGUUUUCUGAAUCAUUGAAUGUAAAAACUGCAACAGUUUUGCCAACUGAAUCAAUGUUUCAGCCUUCUGAACUUGAUGAAAGAGCAAUUACACCUAUUUCUAUACAACGAACAUCUUCUUUUGAAGAUGAUUUGAAAUUUGUUGAUGUGGAGGACAGUAUUUCUGAGCAAUCAUCUUAUAGUCUGAUUGAAGAAAAUAUUGUGCAAACACCAACUGUAGAAUAUUUUUAUGGUCCUUUGCCACCAUCUGUUAGCAUUGAACCAUCUUCUCAAACAUCUGAAUAUUUUUUUGAAACCUGCUCUGAAUUAAGUGAGGAAAAAACUGAACUUUCAGAAUAUUCUGAUCCAUUUUUGCUUAGUGAAGAAACUACAGAUGUUUUCAUGGAAUUAGAGUCAAGUUUUACUGAACUAGAGGGUGUACCAGAAAAAGAAAUGGGAUCCAGGGAUACUGCUUCAUCAUCAAAUAUUGAUGAUGAUAGUAUCUCAGAAUAUUUUGUUACAGCUGGAGAUCACUAUUUACUGCAGGAGGAAGAAUAUCAGCAAUCUGUUAAUGAAAUAGGAUAUUCCUCUAUUGUUAAUAUAUGUGAAACUUCCCUUACAUCUGUUUCCUUAAUGAAACCUGAAAUAUCUUCUGUAAAAAAAGAGCAUCAACAAUCGCCUGUAAUUUCUGAUGCUUUAAGAGAAGUUUCUUCUGAAAAUAUUGAAUUUACUUUAGGCUAUUCUGAAUCGUCUGCGGUUUAUUCUAAGGAAAAUGAAUUUGAUAAGCCAACCAAUGAAAGUAUAGAUUUAGUUUCAGCUGAUAAUGUAAAAAUAAGUAUUGAAAAUCAAGCAAGUAUUUCAUCCAAGCCUGAGAAUGAGGAAAAUUCGAAGCAUGGUUUAAAAAAUGAAAAUAUUUCAGAAAGCUUUAUCUCAAGUGAUGAAUCUGACAUCAGUGUAGCUGAAUUUGUUAAAUCUUUCUCAGGUGAUAAGGAAGGGAGUGCCUUAAAGACUCUUGCUGAGAAAGAACCAUCAGAAUGUUGUUUGGACUCAGUAGAAUAUUCUUUAAAAUCUCUUUCUUCCAGCAAAGAAUCUGAUUAUCUAUCUUUUUCUGACAUUACUGAAACUUUUGAAAUAUCAGACACUGAAGAAAGUAUUUUAUCUGAAAGUGUAUCUGAAUAUUAUCCAGCAUCUGAAAAUGGUUCUGAAGCAAAUAAAAUAUCUGUUAGAGAAUUAAGCAAUUCCAAAUGUAAAAGUUCAGAAAUACCCGAAACUGCUGAGCAUUCUGAUAUAAAAGAGUCUGAUCCUCUAAAGGAAAGCUCAACUUUUGAAUUACCUCAUGUUCCAUCAGAUGUAGUGCGAUAUUUAUAUUAUGAUGAUUCAAUAUCUUUCAGUGAAAAACAGAGUGAUUCUGUUCAGACUGAAAAUGACAGGCCUGAUACACCUAUUCAAGAAAUUGAUUUCAAUACAAAUGCGGCAGGAGUUAUUUCAGAUAAAGAGGAAAAUUUGCCUGAAGUUGCUGAUUUAAUAGCAACUGCUAAAGAAGAAAUUUUAUCUGAUGCUGUCCAUUUAACUACUUCAUGUGAAGAUAAAAAUUUACUUGAAACCAGUAAGGCACCUAGAGAAUUUGAAGAUCCAAAAGUACAGACUGAAUUCAAAACUGCUAGUUUAGAUUCCACAUUAAGUAAGUUUUCAGUGCAAGAAAUUGAGUCAGAUACUGCUUUUUCUGCUGAGGAUGAUAAUUUUGUUUCCAUUCAUUCAUCCAAUAAAUCAGAAUGUUCUGAGAAGUUUUUUGAAGUAAAUGCCUCAUUUUCUCAUAAUGAACUUGAAAAAGUUCUGAAAAAUGAUCAAAGAGGAGAAUGUUUGACCAUGACCACAGAGGACAGCAGUUUACCUUGUAUUCCUGCCUUUAUUCUUAACCAGGAUCCAAAUAAAGAGGCUAUCAUUAAACCCGAUGUGGAUGAAGUAACCGAUAUUUCAACACAUUUCACUAUGACAGAUGAUUCUGAUAAAUUUUCUGACAUUGAAAAUGAUAAUUCUCUGAAUAUUUCAGAUGAUGAAUGUUUUCCAGAUAUACAGUCUUCAGAACUUGAAACUUUGCAGCUGAAACAAGUAGUGUAUGGAAGAGAAAAUGAUAUUGCCUUGCAGAACAUUGAAAAUUUAAAUAAUCUGAAAGAAACUAUUAAAUUAGAUUCCGUUUCUUGUGCAUAUAAUGAAAUUCAUGCUGAUUCAAAAUCUAUCUCUGCCAUUCAAGACCAAGCUAUGAAGAACAUUGAACCAGUUUUAGUUAGAGAUGAAAAUGGAAAUGUUACUGAAGUUAUGCCUGCAUAUUUUUUGGAUGAAACAGCAGCAUUUGUUUCUCACAUUAAUCUUGAACCUGCUUCUGUCACUGAAAAACCUUUGGCUUCAAGUCAAGUUAUUGCUGUGCCAGAACUGAAACGAAUAGAAUCUUUGAAUUCAGAAAUUUGUUCAACUUCUCUAGAUACAUCUAGUGAGGAGCUCUUACAUUCAUGUGAUGCUGCUCAGGCAAUUGAAAAGUAUAACAUAUGUCUGGAUAUUGAGUUAGAUCAGUCUAACACAAGUAGUAUUUCAGAAUUGAAAUUUAUUUCAUGCAAAGAUGAAGAAACUGAAUUUUAUAUAGAAAGUGAACACAAUUUUUAUAACUUCACAGAUGCAGCUUCAACAGAAGAAAAUGCUGUGUUUGAAGAAAAGGUGAGUGAAACAUGUGUUGUUGAAGAACAAAUACUUUUCCAGUUUUCUGAAACAAAGCAAGAAUAUUCUGAAUCAGAAAAAGAUUUAAAUGUUAGUUUGAAAACUGCAAGUGUGUGUGGUAUGAAAGAAGAAACAGUUGAAGUAAGAAAAGCUGAAAAUACUGAAAUGAAAGUUCAUGGGUCUAAAUGCAGUGGAGAAGUUAUGACUGAUUCUACUAACAACGAGUUUAAAAUUGAAGAAAUCAAAGAGAAUAUUGCAGUGCCUGUUGAAACUGAAAGUAUUGAAACUUUUAAUGUUAAAGAGAUCAUUUCAUCUGGUAUAAUAGUGGGUGAGGUAAGUGAACAGAAUAUUUUAGGACAACAGAACAUCCAACAAAAUAUUCCAAUUACAAUAGAAAAUGAGCAAGAAAAGGAGACCAUUAUUCCAUUGCUAACCUCCCUAGUUGUUGAGAGUGCUGAAAUGUCAAUUUCAAGCUAUGAGACUGCUUCAGAAAUAUCAUCAAACUCUGUAUCUACUGUUGCUGAUUUAAGUAGUAUGGGAAUUGAUUUGGAAAGAAAAGAAGAGGAAAUAAAAAGUGCAAACAUAAAGACAGAUAUAGACAGUUUUGAAGAUGCUGUUGAAGGUAGUGUAUCACAGACAGCAAUUGGUUCAGAAAGCUCAUAUCCAGAACUUGUCAAAGCAGACCUAACUAAUGAGGUAAUUAUAUGUGAAACUGAGGUUGAGUUAUGUCAUAGUCAUGUUAAAUCAAUGGAACAAGAAUUUUUAACAAAAACCAUACCUUCUGAAUCUGAAAAUUGUGAUUCUAAUCUAACAGCAAAAGUGGAAGAUGCUAUAAUUCAUCAAAAAGAUUGUAAACCCAAAAUACCAAUUAGGGAUGUUUCUUUUAUAUCUAAUGAGGAAACUUCAAAAGAAGAUACAGGUAAUUUGAAAUCUAUUGUAUCAAAUUCUUAUUUGGUAACACCUGAACCACAACAAGAGAUAAAGGUUGAACCUCUUGAUGAAGAUUUAAAAAAAAUUAAUACAGGAGUCAAUAGUGAAGUAAAAUUAGUUAUUGAAUCUACAUCAGUUGGCAGUGUUAUUGAAUAUAGUUCUGAAAAACAGCAAGGGCUUGUUUAUGAAAAAUCUUCUGAUGAAACAUUUACUUGUCAAGGUGAUUCAAAGACAGAAUUUACUGUUAACAAAUGCCUGCAAAAUACUUUCAAGGAGAAUGAAAUAAACAAAUUACCUAAUACUGAUCCCAUUGGAGCUACAUGUCAGCAUGUAGUCCAGAUUUCUGAAGCAAUGAAAACGGAUGUUGUGUGUAGUAAAACUCAGGAUGAAAUAAUAGUAAGUGAAUUACAAAAUGAUCUUCCAAAAAUUGCAUCAUUUUCUGAGGCUCAAAUUUCUGUUGCUGAACCCACAAAAACUAUGCCUGUAGUUUCUACUGAUUCUUUAGUUGAUUUUACAUUGCAAAAGAUUAAUAUUGUUGAACCCUCUGGCAUUUCUUCAUCAGAAAAAACAGAACAGGGAACUUCUGAUUCCUGUGAAAUUGCUGCAAAAUCUGUGUUGGGGAAUGGUAAUAAAAGCAUUUUGCCGAAGUGUAACACAGAAGAGACUGAAAUAGAGUGUAAAAGCAUUGAAGAACAUCGUGAAAAAAGUCUUAUUUUCCAUAAAGAUCAGAUUCCCAUGGUUGCUAAAACUGAAGUUUCUGAACAAAAUUUGACUGUGAAAGAAACUGAAAUUGUGCAGUAUAUUAAGGAAUCUUUCAUUGGGGGCACUGAGCCUGCAAAAUUAGAUCAACCUCACACAAUAGAUUUUGAAAAUUUAGUAGGCUCUACAGAUGAAGAUAAUCUAUUAUCAGAAAAAUGUGAACCGGGAAUUUCCUUUGAUAAAUUAAGUCAAAUAAAGGAUGCAUCCUUAAAUCAUACACACAGUAUACAGGAGUUAAAUAAGAAAAGAUCAGAAUUGCUUGAAUGUCAUGAAUAUGCCAAGUCUGUAGAACUUCAUUUAGUUGAUUUUAAAUCUUCUGAAGGUCGGGAAAGUCUACAUGUUGUUCCACCUUGCAGCCCUUUUGAAGAACUUCAGUCAAAGCCUUCUGAAAUAAAUAAAACCUCAGCCAGAAAAGAUGAAUUUCAAGAUCCUGUAGAAGUGGAUAAGAGAAGAGAAUCAGAUGAUGCUAAGAAUGAUAGAUAUAAAAAUGAAUACAUGCCUAUGCAUGAAAGUAUUCCAGAAACAUCUGAAUCAGAUUCAGUAGUUGAUUUAAAAUUUUAUGAAGGCCUAGAAACCUUGAAUGCUAUUUCACCUUGCAGUCCAACUGAAGAGCUCCUAUCAAAUCCUUCUAAAACAGACUCCUUAGUUAGGGAAGCUGAAUGUAAAGAUUCUGGGGAACUAGAUACAAAGACUGAAUCAGGUGAUUUUGAGAUUGGAGAUAUUCCACCUUGCAGCCCAACUGAAGAACUUCAGUCAGAUCUUUCUAAAACAGAUUCCUUAAUUAGAGAAGCAGAUUUUUCAGCUAGGAAUGUUGAAUUUAAACAUUCUGGGAAACAGUAUAAAAAGAAUGAAUUGGGUGAUUUUGAGAACUGUCCUCUUCCAUCUUGCAGCCCAAUUGAAGAGCUUCAAUUAUAUCCUUCCAAAAAAGAUUCCUUAAUUAGAGAUAUUGAAUUUAAAGAUUCUGGUGAACUAGAUAAAAAAAUUGAAUCGGGAGAUUUUGAGACUGGUUUUCUCUUAUCUUAUAGUCCAGCUGGAGAACUCCAAUCAGAUCCUUUAAAAACAGAUUCUUCAGUUAGGGAUGCUGAAUUUAAAGAUUCUGGACAACUGAUUAAAAAGGUUGAAUCAAUUGAUUUUGAGAUUACUGCUAUUUCUCCUUGCAGCCCAGUUGAACUGCAAUCAGAUGUUUCCAAAAUAGAUUCUUUACUAAGGGAAGCUGAAUUCAAAGAUUCUGGGGAACUGGAUAAAAAUAUUGAAUCAGGUGAUUUUGCAAUUAAUGUUCUUCCAGCUUGCAGCCUAACUGAAGAACUCCAAUUGGAUUCUUCCCAAACAGAUUCCUCAGUUAGGAAAACACACUCUUCAUUUAGGGAAGAUAACUUUAAAGAUUCUGGGGAACUAAGUAAAAAGAUUGAAUCAGGCAAUUUUGAAAUGAAUGCUCUUCCUCCUUGCAGGUCACCUGAAGAACUCCAAUCAGAUCUUUCCAAAACAGAUUCCUCUGUUAGAGAAGCUGAAAUUAAAGAUUCUGGGAUACUGGAUAAAAAGAUUGAAUCAGGCAAUUUUGAGAUUGAUGGAUACAAAAAAGAAUGCAUUUUUGUACAUGAAAGUCAUGAAACAUCUGAACCAGAUUCAGUAGUUGAUUUUAAAUUUUCUGAAAUUCGUAAAAGUGAAUAUUCUGUCUCACCUUGUACCUUAUCUGAAGAACUGAUAUUAAAUCCUUCCAAAAUAGAUGAAUUAAUUAAAGAGGUUGAGUUUAAAGAUUCUGUGAAACUGGAUAAAAAGAUUAAAUUAGGUGAUGUUGAGAGUGAUGGGUACAAAAAAGAAUGCAUUUGUAUGCUUGAAAAUACUCCAGAAACAGCUGAAUCAGAUUCCAUAGUUGAUUUUAAAUUUUCUGAGGUUCCUGAAAGCAUCGAUGUUCUUCCAUUUUGCAGCCUAUUUGAAAACCUCCAACCAGAUUCUUUCAAAACAGAUGAAAUCUCUGUCAGAGAAGCUGAAUUUAAAGAUUCCAUGGAACUGGUAAGAAAGACAUCAAGUGAUCUUGGGAUUGACAGAUAUAAAAAUGAAUGUAUUUCUGGGCAUGAUGAUCCCACAAAAUCAUCUGGAUUAGAUUUGCUAGUGGAUUUUAAAUUUUCUGAAGUUAUUGAAAGCACAUGUAUUGUUUCACCUUGUAGCUCAGCUAAAGAGUUCAAGUUGGAUCCUUCUAAAACUGAUGAAACCUCAGUUAGAGAAAUUGAGCUUAAAGAUUCUGAGAAAGUAGAUACAAAGUUUGAAUCAGAUAAUGUUGAGAUUGAUGCAUAUAGAAAUGAAUGCGUUUCUAUGCCAGAUAUACCUGAAUCAGAUUCAGUAGUUGAUUUCAAAUUCUCUGAAGUAAUUGAACGCACAGAUGUUACUUCAGUCUGUAGGCUAUCUGAAGAACUCAAAUUAAAUCCUUCUAAAAUGGAUGAAACCUCUAUUAAAGAAACUGAGUUUAAAGAGUCUGCAAAAGUGGGCAAAAGGUCUGAAUCAGGUGCUGUUGAUGUUGAUAAAAAAGAAUACGUUCCUAUGCCUGAAAGCCCUCCAAAAUCAUCUGAAGUAGAUUCCAUAGUUGAUUUUAAAUUUUCUGAUGUCCUGAUAAGCACUGAUGGUGUUCCAUCUUGUAGUCUGUCUAAAAAACUUCAAUCAGAUCAUUCCAAAAUAGAUGAGACCUCAGUUAAUGAGACUAAAUUUAAUGAUUUUUUGAAACUGAAUAAAGAAAGUGAAACAGAUGAUGUUGAGCUUGAUGGAUCUAAAAAAGAAGGCAUCCUCAUGCAUGAAACUCCUCCAAAUUCAUCUGAGUCAGAUUUAAUAGCUGAUUUUAAAUUUUCAUCAUUUUUUGAGGAAUCGGUCUCCUAUAAACCUGACGUUUCAGUGUCUGUAACUCUUAUAUCUCGUGAACUGAAUUUAUCCGAAGUUCACAAUGAAGAAAUGAAAGUUAUAUUAGCAGAAACAGAUGAUCCUAGCUGCAAGGGAAUUGUGGAAGUUGAUACCAAUAGAAAUACCCUAAGUAAGGAAAUAGUUGUAUGUAGUGAUUCCAUGAAAAUCCUUACUAUGGUUGAAGGUGGUAUAUCUGACGAAUAUCAAAACAUUGAUGCUUCUGUUGAGAAAACAGAAGAUGUUUGCAGUACUGAUGAAGAAGCCAAUUAUUUGAGUAAUGGAAUACUUUUGGAUUCUUAUUUCAUUGCUAGUUUUGUCUUGGAGACAGAAAAUCAGACAUCAGACUUCUGUACAGUUUCUGAUGAUAUUGGUAGCUCAGUAGAUGAUUUUACUGAUGUCCCUUCUCAUUUAACUUUGACAGAAGAUUCUGACAGAUGGUCAGAUGUUGAAGCAGAUUUAUCAGCAAGUGAUAAGGAACUUGUAAAAGAUAUAUCUGAGUAUAAUCUAGAGCAAAAUGAUAUAAAUAAAAGUUCUGUACCAGAUGAAAUAAAUUUAACUUACGAAUUACAAUCAAAAUUCCAGGGAAAAUAUGUUGAGAUUGCUGAAGAUGAAAAUGAGAGCUGUAAGACAAAAGUUAUUGAAACUGAGUGUAUCAUACCAUCAGAACAAAGUGAAGCUGACUAUUCAUCAAUGGAAAGCACACUAAACUUUCCUUUAGGAAGAAAAUUUCAACAAAAUGUGGUUAGUGAUAAAGUAAUUGAAAGUAGAAUGGAUGGUAAAGCUCAUCUUGAUUCAGGAGUCCUUCCUGCUGAAAUUUCAACUGAUAAUGUGAAUGCAUCAAGAAAAUUAACUGAACGAACGUCUGACAUAUUGCAGAUUUUUGAUUCUGAGACUUCUGUGGUUGCAGAUCCUGGAGAAAAUGUUAAUGUUUGUCAAGGAAAUCAGAAAGAGAGUGAAAAAGAACUUAAUUAUAAUCAAGAUAUUUCAUCAUCAUUUUACAGAGAAGAAAAAGCAUAUGAAAAGGAAUUUACUGAUCUAAGUUCACACAACUUUGUAAAAGAUUUGCAGGAAACACUUGAUGCUGUUUUUACAGGAAAGACAUUUGUGGAUGAAGCCAUUUCAGAUAAUUCGGCUGUGGAAGGUACCUGUGUUGAAAACAGUGAGAUCCUUUCAAAAGAAGACAUUGAAAAAAAUCAGCUGAAAUAUACAGAAAAAAUGAAGGCAGAUCCUGCCUUACUUAUAAAAGCUGAUACAACUAAACUGCAUGGAACUCGUAUUGCUUCUGAAUUAACUCAUCUUGUUGAAGAAACAUUGACUUCAGGAGUAAUAACUGAAAGAACUGUUGAAAAUUUUGAAUCUAGUGAUAAGCAGGUGAAUUUUCUGCCUAUAUGUUCAGAAUCAAGUGGUUUGAGUAACAUUGAAAUUGAACCCUUUCAUGAAACAAGUAUUUCUACUACUGUUGCAUCUAGUGAUGAUUUUACUGACAUGCCAUCCCAGCAUAUUCUUACAGAAGAGUCUGAACAAUGGUCUGAUGUUGAGAGCGAUAUUUAUGUGGAUGAUCUAGAGAAAGAUAUAAAAAGAGAGAGCUUGGAAACUAAACUGCAUUUUGAAGAAAAUCAAAGCAAGGUACAGGUUUCAGAUGACAGUAUUAUACAAACUGAUCAUACUUGUCAAUCAAAUACUAUAGUUUCACAUCAGACGCAUGAAAUACUUCAACAGGAUGAAGUUAUAAUUUUAAAUCAAAUGUUGCAAGAUGUGACAAAUGUAGAAACAUCUAAGAUGGAUUCUUUUGAUGAGCAAAGCUUUAUUGGAACUGUUCAAACAGAACAUUCUGAGGAAGGAGUUUCAGAUUACUUAAGAUCUGAGCAAAUAUUUAUUAGCACUUCUGCUCAAGAUUUAUCACAUUCAGCAGUGCUUGUUGACACUUCAUUGGGUGGGAAACUCUUGGAACAUUUUGCUGAUAUAAAAUCCUUAAAUGAACAAUUAUCAGUUGCUGAACCAUUCAUACCACCUAAUACUGAGAUUAUUGUGCCCCAAAAGCAAGAAGCAGUUGAUGUAUCUUCUUUAGAAAAAACUGAUAAUUCUGAUUAUUGGUUAGAAGCUGAUACAGAUUAUUCCAUUUCUGAAUUUGGAGAGGAUUCAGUAUCUGAUAAACAAAAUUACAAUCAAGUUUUUGCUGAAACAGCAUUAGAUGACAAAUGUGAAAUCAUCACUCCUGGCAUAGAGGCUUCUUCUGUAACUGCAUUUAUCUCUGUGACAGAUACAUCUAUUUCAUCUUUUUAUACUGAUCCAGAAAAUUCUGACCAAGUUAGUGAUACUUGUGCUGAUAUAUCACUACAGGGAGCUACCACAGAAAAUUCUGAUCGAGUGUCAGAUAUAGAAAUUGAUGAUAUAUUACACAAUCAAAUUCAACCAACUGGAAGGGAGCAUGAAGAUAUGGACCAAAUCCAAUUAACAGCAACUUUAUAUCACAUAGCUGAAGAAUCCAAAAUACCUUCUGAAGUUCAUGACAAAUCAGCCAAAUCAUCUGAGCCUAAAUUAAAAUUUACAGAGAGUAUUUCACUCCCAACUCAUGUAUGUGACACAUCCGAUUUGACUUCUGCAAACUUAGCAAUAUCUAGCAGUGAAAAUGAUGGUAAAUUUAGUGAUAUCCGACAAAUAUCAGAUUUAACUACAAAUACUUCAAGUUUAAGAAUCUCUGAUGAUGAAUUAACGAAUGUUACACCAUUAGAUGUUGAAGAAUCAGAUAAGUUUUCUGAUAAAUCUGAUAAUACAUCUCUGGGUGAAAUUGAGAGUGAAAUAUUUUCUUUAAAAUGCCAUGCUAUUCAUGAAAUAGGUGAAUCACAUUCAAUUAGGGAUACUCUGUCUCAUGAUAUUCCAUCUUUAUCAGACAAGGAUAAUGAUACAUCAGAUGGUGAUGGUGUCGAAAAACUUGAUCUUAUGCCUGAAAUUCCUUCUGAUUGUAGAGAUAUUCCUAGUGAUAUUAAAUCCAUUAAUGAUGAGCAUACAUCAUCUGAGUCUAUACAAGGAGUAAGAACAGAAACGUCUCAUGAUGAAUUUACUGACAUUUCUUCAGUUUCUUUAAAAGAAGAGACAUCAAAUGAAGAAUAUGCUGAUGUACACUCUUUCAUCAUUACAGAAAAAACAUCUGAUUUGAUAGAUAACUUAGCUGAAGACAAGCCAGAAUGCCUAUCUGAUGAUCAUCAUGAAGCAUCAGUAUCUCAUGAUACUUUCUCUGAUGUUCUUACGCAUUUAAGUACAAGUGAAAUACCUCAAUCUGUGUGCUUCUUGGAAAGAGAAGAAGAAAGUAAAGAGUUAGAUGAAAGUGAAAUAUCUGAACUCUAUGAUGAAUUUGCUGAAAUUCCUUCACAGACUGGUGUACGUAUGGUAUUUGAUAGGACUGUAUGUGAUGUACAAAGUAAUUACAGAAAAAGUGAGAUUGAAUUUAGAAAAGAAAUGGAAACUCAUGAAUGUGUAGUGACUUACCAAUCAGAAACUGAUGAAUUAUCCCCUAAUGAUUUAUCAAACAAAACUCAUUCUGAAACGGGAUAUUUAGCAAAUGAAGGGGAAUAUUUUCCUGAUGAACAGGAGUUUGACGAAAAUAUAGAAAGCAAUGAAAUAUAUCAAGAUGAGCUGUAUGUACUUGAAAAUGAGCGUUUUGAAAUUAGUGAAGAUGAGUUUAUUUAUCCUUUACAGUAUGAUGACUGGGUUGAACGAAGUUUUGAUUUAAAAGAAUAUGGUAUUGAAGCUGCUCUUUCAGAAUGUGAAUCUGAUGUUCAUGGAUUUGGUGUACAUGGUGAAUAUGAUGAUGAAGAUAUACAAAGAGCAAUUGAUCUCAACAUUACUAACUUUGAAGAAGAGGGCCCCACUGAAGAAGUGCCUUUUAGUACUGAUAGUUUUAAAACUCUAUCCACUGAUGUAUCACCUCAUUUAAAAAUUACUGACAAAGAACAGGAUAGUUGGUCUACAGCUGAUGCUCCAUCUAUUGAGGAAGAAGAUUUAUCUGAGCAUGAUGAUUUGUUAUUAAAAAUAGAUAAACUUCUAUCUGAAGAUUUUACAUUUGAUGAAUACCACAAAAGAUAUGAUGAGUUUUUGGAAGAAAAAAUUGAAGUGGAUGUUCAGGAGAAGCAGGAAUCCUUUUCUGGAUCUGAAAUAUUUGAGAAAAAUGGAAAAUUUUCCCCACAAUCUCUAACUACUAAUGUUAAUAAAAUUAAUUUGAAGGAUUCUUUAUUGCAACACACUUCAUCUUUAAAAGAUUCAGAUGAAGCUGAUAUAGAAAAAAGAUUAAGAACUGAGUUGGAUUCUGAAUUACAAGGAUCCAUCUGUGAAAGGGAAAUAUCUGACAGUUUCACUAAAGUACAGAUAACCAAAUAUGAUGUAGACCAGACUAAAAUUAUGACUGAAAAUACAACUGCUUCCGAGACAGAUAUUUCAAAUGCUGAUCAGAUUAAAAGUAUUUUACCAAAUGAUGUUUCGAAUACAUCUCAGAAAUUGGUUCAAAACGAUGUAGAACAGCAAGCUUCUGGUCCAGUAUCAGAAACUUCUGGAGAAACAAAACUGGCUUCAGAGCAAGAGUCUAUACAAGUUGUUAAAACAAAUAUUAGCACUCCAGUAGAUGAAAAUAUUAGUGAUGCAGAAAAGAAAGAUAUAUUAUCUUUUGAAACUACAACUGCACAUUUGUCUUCAGAUCAACCAGCUGCUCUUCAUAAGGGUGUAGCAGAAACUAAACAUGACAUUCCAUUUGAAAAAUCUGAUUCUUUUGCAGAUAAAGCUCAAAAAUCUCUUAACCAAAAAGCUGAAGAUUAUUUUAAUUCAUCUUCAAAGAAAAAUUCUUUGAAACAGGAAGAGGAAAUGAAACAUGGCAUUCCAUCUAGAACUGAAGUUUCCACUGAAUGGGCCGAAGAUUCUGAUAAAGCAUUAAAAGUGUCUGAGAUAAAUUUGCCAGAGGCCAAAACUAUGGUAUUAAAGGAAGUACAUGAAAAAGAAAUGAAUUCAUCAGAUUAUAAACCUCACAUUCCAAGUAAAACUAAACGUAAACUCAAAUCACUAGAGACUACAACAGAAGCGUUUAAGGAUGGGGAACAAAGCGAUAAAAGGCCAGCUCUUCCUCCCAAAAAGUCAAAACGUAGUUCAUCUCUGCAUUCAUCAUCCAGUGCAGAAAGUUUAUCCUCAUCAUCUGAGUCUCUGUCUUCAUUUGAAUCUGCUGCAUCCAAGAUAUCUGAUAAAAUGGAUAUAUCUGAAGACAUAAAGAUUAUCACUGAAGUACCUCCAGAUAUUCCAGCUAAAAAAUCAAAAUCAUUUUCUUCUAGGAGAAAAAGUGAAGAAAGUGAUGACAGUUCCUUAUCAUUAUCAUCAUCAUCAUCCUUUAGCUACAGGGGGAGGAAAAAGGCUGAACAAACUGAAUGGGGUGAUCUCAGCAAGAAAAGGCCAUCUAUAGAUGAACGUAUGAUUAAACUGCAGAGUGAAGGAAAGUGUGCAAAUAAAGAGAAGGCUUUUAUUGCAGCUAAACUGAUUGAAAUGCAGUUUGAAGAAGAAGAUGCUUUGAUGGCAUCUCGCCAGUGCAACAGUGUAUAUCAUGCAGUCAAAUUCCUAACACAAUUAUGUGAACUUUGCAGUUGCAGAUUUCCAAUUAAUCUGAUGGCUUCAAUGUUCCAUUGUACACAUCGAGCAUGCAAGGAGUGCUUGAAAGCUCACUUUACCUCUUUAAUCUAUGAUCGUAGUAUAUUCACACUUCUGUGCCCUGUUUGUUUUAAGCCAGAUAUUACAGAUCAAAACAUACAAGAAUACUUCAAUCACCUGGAAAUGAUGUUGAGAAAUAUACUGGACAGCAAAGUUUAUGACUUGUUUCAAAGAAAACUUCGAGAUGAAGUUUUAACAAAAGAUCCAAAUUUUCACUGGUGUUCUCAAUGUUCAUCUGGAUUCAUUGCAAGCCCACGGCUGAAGAAAUUAUACUGCCCUGAUUGUUCAGCAGUUACAUGUGCUUCCUGUCAUCAGACUUGGGAAUUAGAACAUGAGGGUGUUCAUUGUGAGCGUUUCCAGCAAUGGAAAGACAUGCAUACACCUGAACCACCUCCUGCUGGUUUAGUAAAACUUCUUACAGAUAGGGGAAUCACCUGCCCAUCCUGUGGAAUUGUGUAUGCCCAAGCUUGUGGUGGAUGUUUGAUGUAUAAAUGUUCACACUGUAGCUUUGAAUUCUGUGCAUUUUGCCAACGACCCAUUAAAAGAGGAAAGGAGUGUGAUAAUAAAAUAUGUGAAUUACGAGGAAUUCAUGCUCAUCAUCCUAGCAAUUGUCUUUUCUAUGUGAGAGAUGCAGAUAUUUCUGAUAUUCAGAUUUUAUUACAAGAGGAAUCAGUAGAAUAUUUGACCAUUCCCCCCAAAGAUCAAAUAGUGAAAAGUCGCUGCCAAGUGCGUGAACAAAAACAUAUCCAUGGAGUCAUAUCAGAAGACAGAUGUGGUAGAGAUAUUGAACCAUAUUGUGCUGGUCUUUGCAGAACACAUUAUCUUGAGUACUUGGCAGAACUUCUAAGAAAGCAUAAGAUUAGUCCAUUACCAAUAAUGACGGUUCAAGAUCUUCAGCUUAUGCUUCGAAAAUCUCGAAUACCUGUGCCAGAAAAAGUGAAAGGAGAAAGCACUAAUGAGUAUUAUGAUCGACUUACAAAAGUGAUCACAAGUACUUUUACAUGACAUGAAGGAAGUAAUAUUCUGUUUAUGGAUGUGUAUAUAAUGCAAGAGCAUGCAUCAGCUUUCGCACUGUAGAUGAUGUUGAUGUGAUAGGUUACAGCUAAGCUUUGGCACUGUUCGAAAAUAUCACUGAAAUGUAUUAAAUGUCUGCUCAUUCUAUUUUAAAAAUAUUUAUGUAUAUUUAAAAAAAUUAUGUAAAAUCCAACUGUAUUUAAUUUGGUGAGUUGCUAUUUUAAGUGAAGCUUUUACUUCACUUAAAAUUUGAUUGUACUGAAUAUAAUUAUAUUUUAUAUACAAAGUAAUAAGAUAGUUUAUUUACAGUUUGAAUCAUGUUUCAAAUAAAUAUGUUUUAAAAUUUAUACUAUUUCACUAAAGAGAUUUAAUAACAUUAAAUCAUAAACAUUAAAGAUUAAAGAGUUAGAUUAAAGAGAUUUAAUGUUUUAUGAUUGGUCAUGACAUAAAAUUUUAUAUAUUUGUGUAUGUUUGUAUGCCUUUUUACAAUAAAGUUAUUUCUAUGAGGUAUACUAAUUUAAAAGAAUACAUAGUGCUGGAAAAUAUUUUUGUAUAAAAUAGAUCUGUUAUAUAAGCUUAUAUAUUUUUAUUUACUUGUAAGUAGUUUAAUAAUAUAUUUAUAUGUAUAUUAAUGGUUAGUCUAGUCUCAGAGGAUAGUAAAUAUUCAGAAAAGCUCACUCGUAAGUUCCUCCAGAUUUUAUGGGUCUGUUUAAUUUGCUAUGUUUUAUGUAAAAAAAAGAAAGUAAAAUAAAGUUUUGUUGCUACUUAUUAA